Aspergillus homomorphus CBS 101889 is the source of this 289-nucleotide messenger RNA. RefSeq lists its product as uncharacterized. The record is from RefSeq and is a predicted model, not a curated record. NCBI's taxonomy places the organism in Eukaryota, Fungi, Ascomycota, Eurotiomycetes, Eurotiales, Aspergillaceae. The coding region runs from base 37 to 231 and encodes 64 amino acids. The transcript has a single exon.
GUCCUUAGCUAUGGAUUUGAUUCUGCACGAGUUGGGAUGGUGAUCGAGAUUUCGUUCCGUCGAUGCUGUUACUGUGCUGUCCUGUGCUGUACCGUACCUGAGGAUGCAAUCUGCCACGCUACAUCUAUUUUCUUUCUGGUUAGGAUGGCAAUAACAGUCACCCGGCCUUUGGAAUGCUGGUCGGGUUCGGUUUCAAGGGAUGUGUGUGUGUGUGUGUGUGUGUGUGUGUAGACGACCACCUAUAAAAAACACUAUUGGAGCAGAGAGGAAUAUAUUAUUGGUGUCGGGU